AUGACCACCCCGAGUUCUCUGCCGCCCAAACCAACUCGACGUGUUCUAAUCUUGCUACAUACCCUUCCGCGUCGUUCAACUGACCGAGGAACCGCUCACCUCUCGGCUAAAACAUCAAACGCCGACUUGUUUUCAAAUUGUGUCGUAUGCCACUAUCGUAGCUUGAGAAUUGUUUUUGCUUUGUCGUCCUCGGUACUGGUGAUAACGUUCGUGUUUGGUUUGUGUGGCGACACUCAUGGCGAGAAUGCGACUUUCCAGAAGUGCCCAGAACAUGCCGAAAUGUGCCAAGGACUUGAGAUGAAAAGAUAA
This is a messenger RNA of Guyanagaster necrorhizus, 309 nucleotides long. RefSeq lists its product as uncharacterized. The transcript has a single exon. The coding region runs from base 1 to 309 and encodes 102 amino acids. Lineage: Eukaryota; Fungi; Basidiomycota; Agaricomycetes; Agaricales; Physalacriaceae. The record is from RefSeq and is a predicted model, not a curated record.